Penicillium expansum is the source of this 393-nucleotide messenger RNA. RefSeq lists its product as uncharacterized. The record is from RefSeq and is a predicted model, not a curated record. Bases 1 to 393 code for a protein of 130 amino acids. NCBI's taxonomy places the organism in Eukaryota, Fungi, Ascomycota, Eurotiomycetes, Eurotiales, Aspergillaceae. The transcript is spliced from 3 exons.
AUGGCUCCUCUUCCAAGCCUUGUUAACAACAACACGCUCUCGCCUCGGAAAUAUGAGGUUGACAUGGAGAAAGAAAUGUUCAUCUCCACACUGAUUCUGGGGUUCAUCGCGGCCUCCUGUGCCAUAUUUUUGGGAAUCACACUCUACCUCAAGCUAAAGCCCAAGUAUGAGGAAGAAUGGAAACCCAAGCUUAAGCCUAAGCUUCGAGACUGCAAGGAGAAGUAUGAGGACUGGAAGGAGAAGAUAGGGACCUGGCAUGGUCCCAAAGGACUAAAGGCGCCAGCGCCUGCUCACGUGGCUCGUAGUCGUGCUUCUGAGGCUCCGGAUGUCAACCAGAUCACCUGUGAUCUGACUCCGGACUACCUGAAGAUGUCGACGGCCAUCAUCGUUUAG